GUUGCCGGGCCGAUGCUCACACACGGCCUUUGGCCAUGGCAAAGGGUGGCGCAUCGGAUAGGUGCGCUGGUGCCGCGAAGGUGCACGAACCAGUUUCGAGCAUUUUCUGAUGAUGCCGAAGCAUCCGAAUCUGGGGAGGCCUCAACUGAAGAUGCAGCCGGUGAAGCUGCGGGUGGCGCAGCUGCUGGUGCAGAUGCAGGCGAACAGGCGCCGCCGCGACAUGGCCUCCUGCCGCGGCUGAGCGCGCGAAAGCUUCGAUCGGACCUGCCGCCGGCGUCCUGGCGCUCGGCGCCGGACUGGGUUGACCUGGAGUUGGAAAGGGCCGGACUACCGCCCGAGGCCGAGCUCCCGCCCGACGCGCAGCUGGCCUCUCGCUGGGCGGAGGAGGAAUUCGAGCCCGAACCCAAUGUGCUUUGGCCUCACGCCGCCUUGGACGACCACCGCUCCAGGGCCUUCGUCCUGCCGAGGGGUGCGGAGGACACCAAGAAGCUGGAGGAGAACCGAGCCAGGCUCGAGGCGCUUUGGAGGAUGAGCAGGUCGCAUGGCACGAGCUGGGAUGACCUCGAUGCUGCCUUCGUGGCUUUCGCUCAGACGGGCAAAAGGAGGUAUGCCCAAUGGUCAAGGGGGAAGAUCAAGCCAGACGAGAAAGAGAGUGGGGCGGAGGACAAACCACCGACCGGCGGCUUCCGGGGCGGCUUCCGGGGCGGCGCGCCGGUCCUGGACGACCGGGAUUUGCCGACUGCCGCGCUGGUGAAGCAGCACUGCGAGGUCCGGGCCCGGAAAUUCAUCGGGCAGUUCUGCCCGCAGGGCCAGGACCCCAAGUUCCUCUUCCCCUCGGCCACCCGGCGCCUCACGGCGCGGCUGUACCGCCAGGAGAAGAAGAAGUUCCUGGCGCCGUGGGCCCCCGGCAAGCUGUCCGUGAAGCUCCAGCAGCUGGUGGCUGCCAGGAUGAUCCGGCGUGAGACCAACGAGCGAACCUAUGGCCUCAAUCAAGGUCCACAGCCUUCGAAUGGAGGUGACGGCAAACCGGAGUAGACCACGUCAAAAUGCCUUUUUCCGUCG
Effrenium voratum is the source of this 1062-nucleotide messenger RNA. The record is from the annotation of a GenBank genome assembly. Lineage: Eukaryota; Dinophyceae; Suessiales; Symbiodiniaceae.